ACUUAUUCAGAUAAAAUUUAUCAGAUUUUUUUUUAAAGUAAUUUUUUCGUUGAAUCCAAAACUUUUUUUUUUUUUCCCUUUUUGAAGAGAAGAAUCCAUAAAAUUAAAGCGUGUUCGAUAACUUUACACUAGAAUAGAUUAGAUCUAAGUCGGUUACAAAUAACGUUAAUUAGUAAUUAGAUAAUUUAGAAUAUUAUAAGAUUGUUGGAAGUUGUAAUAUUAAACUCUUUUGAAUAAUUCUAAUCUAUGUUAUAGAUUAUAUCAAAUAAUAUAAUUUAAAUAAUUUAAAAAUUUAUACUAGUUAUAUUAGAACAUUUCCUAAUUAGAUUUAGAUUCCAUGCAUGGGAACGGCGAAACAGACUCAAAUUAUUAUUAUGUUUUAAGAACUUAUAUAUGCAAAGCAGCUAAAGCGAGCAUCAAUCUUCCUCUCCCGAGUCCUGCUUAAGCCAACAACGACAAUGGCGAAGCGCCCACUGUCUCCCUGUCCGAAGGAGAGCCCAACGACGACGACGGCGAAGCGCCUUCGUCUCCGCAGUAGCAGCGAAGAAGAAGAUGGCGGCGGUGCUGCCGACCGCAUCAGCGCCCUCCCCGACGCCGUCCUGCAGCGCAUCCUCUCCCUCCUCCCCAUCUCCGCCGCCGCCCGCACCUCCGCCCUCUCCCGCCGCUGGCGCCUCCUCUGGACCGCCGUCCCCUCCCUCAACCUCCACCACCACCACCACCCCCCCGCCGCCGACAGCAGUAGCUCCUACCACCGCUUCGUCCUCUCCAUGCUCUCCGCCCUCCUCCGCCGCUCCUCCUCCGACGCCGUCUGCUCCCUCCGGUUCCUCGCCGACCAUCCUCACAUCGCCGACGCCGCCGGCUACUCCUCCUCCUCCUUUCCGUGCUGCGCCGCCGAUGAGAUUGCCGCCUUCGCCCUGCGGAGCGGCGCGCAGGAGCUCUCCCUCGACUUCAAGAUCUCCUCGCGGGAUUCGAUCACGGACAUCACCGAAUGCCUCGAGGACAAGGAAGUCGGCGAGACGUACAGCUACAAACUCCUGCACCGGCUGCCGCCGAGCCUGCUCAAGCUCUCGCCGUCGCUGCGCGUGCUGCGGCUGAAGGACUGCAGGAUCCGCGUCCCCUCCGCCGCUGCCGCCGGCGGCGGCCUGCUGGCGCCGCAGCUGGAGACGCUAUGGCUGACGAGGGUCUACCCGGCGGAAGGCGGCGACGGCCGUAUCCAGCCGCUGCUCGACGGGCUGGUCGCCGGCUGCCCGAAGCUCGAGAGCUUGGGGCUGGAGGGCUACCCGAUGGGCUGGCAGCGGAACGCGGUCGAAUUCGUCGUCCCGCCGAGCGAGGAUCUGACGCUGAGCUGCCGGCAGCUGAUCCACCUGACCGUCAGGUGCUGCCACUGCUUCCGGUCGGUGCAGGUCGACGCGCCGCGCCUCGAAUCCCUGCAGUUCGUGGGGGAGGUGCCUCCGGGCUACCGGUUCGUUCUGGUCGGCUCGCCCGGCCUCGUGCGUGCGGAAGUCGUGUACUGCUACUGCCCCAACAGAUACGUUUUCGACGCGGAGGAAAGGCGGAAUGGACUACUGCAGAAGCUUAGCCACGUGCAGUCCCUAAGCAUUCAAUCUCGAACCCCCAUGGAUUAUCUGGUUUCAAGAAGAGUAGGGGAUAAGACCCCUCCCAUAUAUCGCCAACUUAGGACCUUGGAGCUGCAAGGCACUUUCCCUUCAUUUUAUUUGGAGGAUGAUGCGAGUAUCAGUUACAUAUUGAGCUUCCUUGGAGAAAUGCCCAUACUGGAGCAUCUCACUCUAGGAUUAAGCAGCAAGAUUUGGCCAAUCGAUUCGAGUGAUGAGACAAACGAGUUGUUUGUUUUGAAGAAACAUUUCUGGGAUGAAGAAUGUGAAGUUCCAGAGCUGGAAGGGGUUACUGUCAAUUGCUUACAACAUUCUCUAAAAACCAUAAAGAUUACGGAGUUCUACGAAAUGGAGAUUCACAUUACUCUGGUUAAGUAUUUACUUCGAAAUGCAUUCAAAUUAGAGGAGAUGUGGGUUCGCGGUGGCCCGGCACUUUAUGCGGACCAUUUAAGGAUCCAGCAGGAGCUACUAAAGUUAAGAGCAGAUUCAAGCACUAAGAUUACUUUGAUAUAACUUCCCUCCAUUGUUGCAUUAUCUGUCUUUUUUGUUUUAAUUACUAAUUAAAACCCAUCAACAUUAGAGGUUUCAAGUUCUAUGUAUUGAUGAAUGUACAGUCUGAUUUCAGCAGUUUUUGACCUGGGCUGCCUGGAUUGAGGACUUCUAUUUUUUUUUAUGGUAUUUCUGGGCCAUCUUCACGAGUGACAACAGAGAGGAUAUUAUCCGAAAAUAUUCGUAUUUAUAUUGAAUAUUAUUUGUAUCUGAAUAAAAUAUUUGGAUCUGGUUGGAUAUAGAUGCGAGUAUAGUUUUA
Molecule: messenger RNA, 2421 nt
Organism: Ananas comosus (pineapple)
Lineage: Eukaryota; Viridiplantae; Streptophyta; Magnoliopsida; Poales; Bromeliaceae
Product: FBD-associated F-box protein At5g22730-like
Exons: 3
Coding region: 459-2126 (555 amino acids)
Molecular function (GO): protein binding
Source: RefSeq, a predicted model, not a curated record